This is a messenger RNA of Suhomyces tanzawaensis NRRL Y-17324, 2628 nucleotides long. RefSeq names its product Spc98p (gene SPC98). Lineage: Eukaryota; Fungi; Ascomycota; Pichiomycetes; Serinales; Debaryomycetaceae. The record is from RefSeq and is a predicted model, not a curated record. Gene Ontology annotation, molecular function: gamma-tubulin binding; microtubule minus-end binding. Gene Ontology annotation, biological process: cytoplasmic microtubule organization; meiotic cell cycle; microtubule nucleation. The transcript has a single exon. Gene Ontology annotation, cellular component: equatorial microtubule organizing center; centrosome; spindle pole. Bases 1 to 2628 code for a protein of 875 amino acids.
AUGUUUGUUUGGAACCAACCCAUCACCGCCAUGGACAAGUCCCAACUCAUCAAGCUCUACACGAACCGGCUCGUGCGAGCGCUCGUGCCAGCCGAGUUCGGUCCCGAGUUCAUCCAGAGUGUCAGCCACGAGUUGCUCGUGGUACUCUCCCGCACAGAGUCCACCAAUGACCAGUCCCAGAAACAGUACGAAAUCAACCAGGCCACUGCUCGCUUCAAAACACACUUCCUCACUAACGGCUUCCGUGACGAGUGGGCGGCUUUCCAGCGCAUCUUAGACUCGUUGGCCCAGGUUAAGACCUUGGAUCAGAUCCACAGCUACUUGGUGUUUUUGAGCGUGCUCAAAGACGGCCCCGCGCAGCCAUCGCCAGUACCUGGCCAUUCCCGAGCCAAUCUCAGUCCUCACAGCGACUUCCACAGCACUUCGCCUGCAAUUCCCUCUAGCCGACCCUAUACACGUACCAACCGCGAUUUUUCAUCGGGAAACAUGGGUGCUGGCGUCGAGUACCCUCACUCGUCUCCCUACAAGGACACUCCGUUAAUACCGUUGGACCAGGUCAUUAAGCCCUACUACGAAUCCAUGAAUGAAGAUCUUAUCUUGACCUAUCUUUCCUACACCCUACUUGGCCUUGACUCCAAGUUGUUGGCAUUCGAUUCAGACAAACAAAUCGAACUUCCUUCCAACGUCAACAACAGUUAUUCUGGAAUAUUGUUUGACAUUUUGGAAUGUGCAUUACUAUACAAACGGCUUCACAACUUUACUCAGCACAAUAAGGGUAAACUUAGCUCUCCCAUACAGACCGCAUUUUUAACGGUAUUAGAAUCACAACUAUUGGCCUAUAUCGACCAUAUCAAUGAGCUUUUCAACACCCAGCCAGCAUCUCUCAUAUCAGUCUAUAACAGGAUAUAUGACUGGAUAUUGAAUCUCAGACUACUCUACUCACUUGUUACUCAGGUGCUUGAAGUCAACGGAUACGACUUCUUGUCGAAAGUUUACGAACUCACAAAAUUUGGUGAUGUAUCAAUCAAGAAACUCGCCCUUCAAAUAUUUCAGAGCAUCUCCACACCUUACUAUCAAAUUAUUGAGCACUGGAUAAUAAAUGGGGAAUUGAUAGAUGAAAGCGACGAGUUUUUCGUAAAAUUUGAUUUUGAAAAGAAUGAAUUCAACGAUAUUAUUCUAUUCUUACCAGAAAGAAUCCCCUUUUUUAUUGAUAAGGUAUUAAGUUUCAAGAUUUUGCAAAUUGGCAAGAUGCUAAUAUACUUGAAUAAGUACUGCAAGGAACUCUUAUGGGUAAAUCAAUACAGCAACAAGUAUUCCCAUAUAUUAUUCCAAUUGAACCACGGAGUACAGUCAAUGAAUACUGUCGCGUUUAAUGAAUUGAUUAAUGAGCAGUACGAAAAAAUAUUGAAUUAUUUCACGAACAUCAUUCAUGGACCAAAGAAUGAAAUGGCCCAACAUCUUAACAACUUUAAAAAGAUUUACUUCAUACAAAAGAAUGACUUUAUUGACUCCAUAAUUUCGAGUGGAGCUGAAAUUUUUAAUGAACCAUCCACCACGAUUUCAUCAAAUUAUCUUUCAAAGAUAUUGAACGAAUCCAUCAAUAAUUCCUCCUUAAAAUACAAUAAAUUUUCUAAGCGUUUGGAUGCUCGAGUAUUGGAUCCAAUUCACGGGAAUAUUGGAUGGGAAGUAUUCACGUUGGAAUAUAGAAUUGACGACUUACCCAUCAAUUCAUUAUUUGAAAACCACAUGGUUCAGUACUUGAAAAUGUUCAAUUUCUUAUGGAGACUUCGCCAUCUACAAUAUCUUUUGAAUGAACACUCAUUGGACUGUGUCAGUUUGCGGAAGAACGAACUAAAAAGGAUUCAUUUGAAGUAUCUGAAAGUGAAGAGAACUGCCAGAUUAAGUAUCAGAGACAAGAAGAUUGUAUGGCUUAUAAAAUCGUUCAAUACUAUUAACAUGAUCCGGUUCAAUCUUAUCAAGUUUAUGAAUUCAUUGGUGCAAUACUUGUCAUUUGAUGUAAUUGAGGAUGCUUACCACACAUUGAUAACAAAGAAGUUGUUCAAGUCCAACGAGGUAUACACGAAUGAGGAAAACGAAGGGUUCAAGAAUCGCCUGUUGCAACUUUUGAAUGCAUUUAACCCCAGCUUCAUACAGUCGAUCAAAGGCAGCCCGCAAACCAGCGGAUCUGAACAACGCGUGCUCCACAACGUGAACGAGCUCACAUUUGACGAAAUUAUCAAGAUGCACGAAGCGUACUUGAGCAAGAUCGUCAAUAGCAAGUUGAUCAAUGAGGACUCGCUCGGCAAGACCACCAAGACCAGCUACAUCGAGCAGGUUUACAAGCUCUUGGAGUUGGUGUUCCGGUUCUACAAGAGUGCCGAGGAGUACAACCACUUGGUUGUCAACUAUGUGUUGAUCUUGAACAUCGAAGCCUCGCAGGCCGAAAAUGAGAUCGACGCAGACAUGGUGGAGAUCGAUGCGCUCCAGGAUACCGAGGAUAAGCUCCAGGCAAUCACUGACCGCAUCUACCGACACAUCUACCAACAAUUCCAGGAGGGGCUUGCAAACUUUGUCCGGGACUUGAAGGUGGAUUACGAGCUUAAGCCUAUGGCGUCCAUGUUCGUCUAA